UGAUAUUAGAUGGCAAUAAAUGAUUAUAUUAUUAUUCAGUUUUAUUAUGUAGAAGUUCAGGUUUAGAAAAUUGAAUCUGGCCCUGCGAGACUACACAGCAAAGAGUUUGUGAUUGAUUUAUGAAUGAUGUCAGUCCUGAUCCGGCCUAAUGCAUCCUGAAUCAUGGAUGUUGGGCAGCUAAUAUGGCAAUGAGCCUAGCUGGAUCUAUCAGCCUUGAUACAAUCAUGCUGGAAUUCAUACUGGUUCAGCCAGAGCAACAUGUAUGAUUCAGCAAUGAUACCUGUCAGGCUGUAUCAAUACUGUAAUCAGGCUCGAUUCAUUGAUUCUGGGCAGUGUCUUGUAUCAUACAUGCUAACUCUUGCCUGUGUAGUUCAGGUUCACUAUAUAAAUGUGUGUACAGGCUCACUCACUGUGAGUUAGGAGAACCAAGAGGAGAACUUAGGACUAACAGCUACUCUGGUGAGACUGUGAGAGAAGACGAUAAAAUACAAGACCUUAAUUUUCUGAUCAGCCCUAAACUGUAUGAGGCCAAUUGGAUGGAGUUACAGAACCUUCUAGAGUCCAAUGUCAGAGGUUUUAGCUGCUUCUGAUAGUGAUGCUGAUGAAGAGGUCUUACCCACGUCCGGAGGGGGACAGGGCAAAGGGCAUGGCUUUGAGAGGAAGGCGGGGUCAAUGGCGACAAUGUCAGGCGGCAACGACAUGAUGUACAUGGAAUAUUCAGCAAGAGCUAGACCACAGCAUCCUUUAUUUAGACUGAGACACUGAACUAAUGUCAUUGGCUAAUGUACUGUAUUGUAUUAUAUCAUGUCAUGUGACUAUCAUGUGACGUUAAUUACAUGUACAUGUACAUGUAGGUGUAUAGAAUUAGAGUAUCCACUUUUGGCGAAAUAUGAUUUUCAUAAUGACACAGUCAAUCCUGACAUCAAGUAAACACAUUAUUGAUCUUAAACCCACUACUAUUCUAAGACCAUAUCAAGGGAAAAGUUUAAGGAAGAUGUUUGGUAAUGGAAGAGCAAGAUCAGGAGUAAUAGUACUACCUUGUGAUGCUGGUAAGACACUGGUAGGAGUCAUGGCUGCUAGUACAGUAAGGAAAUGCUGCAUGGUAUUAUGUACAUCAGCUGUGGCAGUGGAGCAGUGGUGGUCCUAGUUCAAGUUAUGGUCCAAUAUUGAUAUGAGUGUGGUCUGUAGGUUCACAUCUGAUGCUAAAGAUAAACCAUCACAUAAGACAUGUGGCAUUAUGUAACCUAAUGUAUGUCAUGACAUAUUAUCAGUUUUUCAUUGUCAUUUCAUUAACAUAAUGCA
Amphimedon queenslandica is the source of this 1302-nucleotide messenger RNA. RefSeq names its product TFIIH basal transcription factor complex helicase XPB subunit-like. The coding region runs from base 890 to 1147 and encodes 85 amino acids. Gene Ontology annotation, molecular function: 3'-5' DNA helicase activity. Gene Ontology annotation, cellular component: transcription factor TFIIH holo complex; transcription preinitiation complex; nucleotide-excision repair factor 3 complex. The transcript has 6 exons. Lineage: Eukaryota; Metazoa; Porifera; Demospongiae; Haplosclerida; Niphatidae. The record is from RefSeq and is a predicted model, not a curated record. Gene Ontology annotation, biological process: transcription initiation at RNA polymerase II promoter.